Messenger RNA from Danio rerio (zebrafish), 840 nucleotides. RefSeq names its product ring finger and CHY zinc finger domain containing 1 (gene rchy1). Gene Ontology annotation, molecular function: zinc ion binding; ubiquitin protein ligase activity; ubiquitin-protein transferase activity. The record is from RefSeq and is marked validated. NCBI's taxonomy places the organism in Eukaryota, Metazoa, Chordata, Actinopteri, Cypriniformes, Danionidae. Gene Ontology annotation, cellular component: nuclear speck; nucleus; cytoplasm.
AAACAUGGCCGCCACGAAAGUGGGAUGUGAACAUUAUGUUCGCAGCUGUUUAUUAAAAGCUCCCUGCUGUGGGAAAUUUUAUGUUUGCAGACUCUGUCAUGAUGCAGAAGAGACCCAUCAAAUGGACCGGUUUAAGGUCCAAGAGGUCAAAUGUGCAGUUUGCAAUACUAUUCAAGAGGCUCAACAGAUAUGUAAAGAGUGUGAAGUGAAGUUCGGAGAAUAUUACUGUGACAUUUGCCAUCUAUUUGACAAAGACAAGAAGCAGUACCACUGCCAGCCCUGUGGGAUAUGCAGGAUUGGUCCAAGAGAGAAAUACUUCCAUUGUACGAAGUGUAAUUUAUGUUUAGGUACUGAGCUAAAAGACAAGCACAAGUGUGUUGAGAACGUCUCCAGGCAGAACUGUCCCGUUUGCAUGGAGGACAUCCACACGUCCAGAGUUGGAGCUCACGUUCUGCCAUGCGGUCAUCUGCUGCACGGAACCUGCUUUGAUGACAUGUUGAAAACUGGUGCGUAUCGCUGUCCUCUCUGUAUGCACUCGGCCUUCAACAUGAAGGAGUACUGGAAGCAGAUGGAUGAGGAAAUCUCCCAGACUCCAAUGCCCACUGAGUACCAGGACAGUACAGUCAAGAUCAUAUGCAAUGACUGUCAGGCUCGCAGCACCGUCUCCUUUCACGUGUUGGGCAUGAAGUGCAGCAGUUGUGGCUCUUAUAACACAGCUCAGGACGGAGGGCUAAUGGGAACUCCUGCUGCAAACACACAGACGCUUCCGGAGGAGCCCGAUGCCGAGCAGCACCACUGAAACUCCCAGAUAAGCUUUUACUGGCACAGAGAUACAACGUU